This is a messenger RNA of Urocitellus parryii (Arctic ground squirrel), 1019 nucleotides long. Lineage: Eukaryota; Metazoa; Chordata; Mammalia; Rodentia; Sciuridae. The record is from RefSeq and is a predicted model, not a curated record.
AUGGAGGGACUCAGGCACCUGAGGGAGGAAGCCUCCGUGAAGCUCAGGUGGCCCCUAGAGAAUGUGGGAAAGCCACCAACUGGCCCUGCUGUGGCAACUAAGAGAAUAAGUAGCCGAGUGGAUAAAGGAGUGCCCGUUAGGUCCAAGGCAUCCUUCCUGGGGAGGCUUGUAUGCCAGGCCCUGGAGAUGCUUUUUGCCAUCUUUGCAUUUGCAACAUGCGGUGGCUACUCUGGAGGCCUUCGGCUCAGUGUGGACUGCGUCAACAAGACAGAAAGUGACCUCAGCAUCGACAUAGCCUUCGCCUACCCCUUCAGGUUGCACCAGGUGACCUUCGAGGUGCCCACCUGCGAGGGCAAGGAGCGGCAGAAGCUGGCUCUGAUCGGAGACUCCUCGUCCUCGGCCGAGUUCUUCGUCACGGUCGCCGUCUUCGCCUUCCUCUACUCUCUGGCCGCCACCGUGGUUUACAUUUUCUUCCAGAACAAGUACCGAGAAAACAACCGGGGCCCGUUGAUCGACUUCGUCGUCACCGUGGUCUUCUCCUUCUUGUGGUUGGUGGGCUCAUCCGCGUGGGCCAAAGGACUGUCUGAUGUCAAAGUCGCCACAGAUCCCAAGGAAGUCUUGCAACUCAUGUCAGCUUGCAAGCAGCCGUCCAACAAGUGCAUGGCUGUCCACAGCCCUGUCAUGUCCAGCUUGAACACUUCUGUGGUCUUUGGAUUCUUGAAUUUUAUCCUCUGGGCUGGAAACAUCUGGUUUGUUUUCAAGGAGACCUGCUGGCAUUCCUCCGGACAGAGAUACCUCUCGGACCCCAUGGAGAAGCAUUCGAGCAGCUAUAAUCAGGGCGGGUACAACCAAGAGAGCUAUGGGUCUAGCAGYGGGUACAACCAGCAGGCAAGUCUGGGGCCAUCCUCAGACGAGUUUGGCCCACAGCCUAGUGGUCCCACCUCCUUCACCAAUCAGAUUUAGCAGAGUAGCUUUUGCAGUCUUCUGGAGAAGGUCUCACCACCUUCCACUUCAGUGGC